Messenger RNA from Punica granatum (pomegranate), 957 nucleotides. The record is from RefSeq and is a predicted model, not a curated record. NCBI's taxonomy places the organism in Eukaryota, Viridiplantae, Streptophyta, Magnoliopsida, Myrtales, Lythraceae.
AUGGAGGAAAUUGAUCCACCAGUUCCUUCAGGAGAAGUCACCCCACCAACUACAGUGCGGUCCCAAUCACCUGCUACGUAUGCUCCACCAGAUGUCCCGCCAUCCAUGUACAUGCCAUCGCCUCUGGUGCCUCUAGUUUUACCAUCUUUCAAUGAAGCUAUACGCAUCGCAGCGCUCAAAGGCACAGUUAAUCAGAUGGCCUCCGACAUCAUUGAACUUAUGGCUUUGCUCAGGGGACCAAACCAUGUCUCUUCGAGUUCCAUCCCGCCUCCUGCGUAUGGGUCAAUGGUUGAUUCGUCUCCUUGGGUCCCACCAACCCUUGCACCAGAGAGCGAUGUUGUACCUAUGCCUGCGCCAACACACUUCUCGGCGACUGUUCCAUCAUUGACACAUGCACCGGAGGUAUAUCCGGCAGUUGCUCUUCCGAUAACACUUUCGGCGACUUUCCCUCAUCCACCAAUGACAGUGCCGAUAAUUGAUCCAGCUAUGCUUGCGCUUCCUCCGAUGCCAGUAUCAGCUACCAACCUCAUCUACAUUGCUCCUAUGCCGACGGUCUUCCCGGCAACAAGCACACAUGCUCCUGCUCCCAUCACUGAACCAUUUCCUUUCCUAGCUCCACAACCCCAAAUAAGCCUUCCACACCGAACUCCAUCGAUCCUAAACAUUCCUUACUAUAACCCGGGCGUACAAGUUGUGGUUGCCCCUGAAGCUCCACCAACAUAUAUUCUCCCCACUGCGGAGACAGAGCAGGAGUGCCGGAUGAAACGAAUGGAAGAGAUGAUGAAGGCCCUCCAGGAAAGUGACUCUCGUUACGACGCGAGUUACUUGGACCUGAAUCUCUUUCCAGACAUGAGGUUGCCCCCAAAGAUUAAGAUUCCCGACUUUGACAAGUAUGACGGUACCACGGAUCCAAAGCCACAUCUGCAAGGCUAUCGAAACUGCAUGAUGCCGUACUAG